AUGACGGCCGCCAUUGUCACGCGCACCCCUCUACACACCCUUAGCAUGACCGGCGCACAAACAAACGGAAUCAAGAGAAAAAGUCUGCGGCACCACAACGACCACCCGGACGAGGAUGCCCCGCCAAACAAGAAGCCAAAGGCGACGAACACCACCACAUCCUCGAGGAACGCGUCGCAAAACACGGUAAAGAAGGCCAAGAAGUCCUAUGACGACGGUGAUGAUGACUUUGUCUUUACGCGCCUUCGUCCCAAGAAGGCCAAAACAAAGACGCCAGAUGUAGCCCCCGAGUCGGAAACCACAGCUGGAGCUUCCGCGCCUGUUCCCGAGCCACAGCCUGUACAACAGCCACCUCCGCCAGCAGACGAACACGCGCCAAUAGAAGCCACUCAACCGCCGAGGAAGAAGCCCAGAAAGACGCUACCUACGAGUCCCGAACCGACUUCGCGACGACGUUCCAAGCGCUUGUCUGGCAAUAGUCCUGUACACGAUCAAGCGCCAGCAACAUCGAAACCAGCUACCGAGUCGCAAUCACAGCAGAGGAACCCCGCCACACCACCUCCUGCACCUGUAGACCAGGAAAAUGUCGCGCCGGCAGCGGAUGGCAGUCCUGCUCUGGACCAGGGCGAAUUGACAAUACACAAAAAACGCGGUCCAGCAAAGAUCCCGCUACCGUUUGGGGAGACUCCUGUGCUACGUCGCAACAAGGAGAUGCGCAAAUUGAGUGCUGAGAAGUCGAGGAGAAGCUCCGAAUUCAACAUCGAAGCUUUGAAACUUGACGAAUCCGACUCCAACCAUGCGGAUCUUGACUUACGCAAAGAACGAGACGGCACAUACCAACGAGACGAUGAAUAUCGCAUACCGAAGAUUGAAGAAGCUGACUGGGACUCCGCGGAUACAGCCGUGCCACAUAGCCAGGUCGACACGAACGAGUUCUACAAACACAUUUCCCAGGAUCUGGUCGAGCCGAAACGCAUGAGACAAUUACUUUUGUGGUGUGGCCAUCGCGCUUUGCCGGAGAAGAGUGGUGGUGGUCAGAUGGAUGCGGCUGAGACGGCAGCGAUGCAUGCGGCGAGAGUCAUUCAGGAGGAACUGCUCAACGAAUUCAGCUCGCGGAACAAUCUGAGUUACUGGUACGACAGGGAAGAUACAACGCCGACUGUGCUGGUCAAGAAGCCAAAUCCGAGGAAUAUACAGAAUGCCGAGAAAUUGCUGCAAUUGGAAGCAGAACUUGCACGUUUACAAGAGGAAAAACGAGCAUGGGACGACCUCCUUUCCUCGACGACAUCACCAAAGCUCUCAGCAGAAACCGCGAACGCCGAAGCAUCAUCACAGCCUCAAUUAGACAUAUCACCACACGCCAUCAAUCCCGCCCUCCUGGACCCUUCACAGGCCGACCUCCUUCAAACCCUUCUCUCAGGCAUCUCCCUCGAUUCGAACUCCUCCGAACCAUCCACUUCUGCUCAAACUUCGACAUUAGAAACUACAAAAGCACGCAUCGGCACGAUAGCUUCAACACUAGAAUUCAAGAUCGACAAAUUGGCAGAUGGAGCGCAUAAACUCGAACAAUACAGGGCUGGUGCGCAGAGAUUGGCUGAUCAUGUUUUGGCUGUUGGAGCCGAGAAGCUGGAGGAGAGGAACAAGAGUGUCAGGGAGAAGACGAGCAAUGGUUCAUCUGGGCAGGUUGACGCGCUUGACAAGUUGAGGGGAUUGGGUCGGGUGUUGAACAAGCGCAGCUAA
Molecule: messenger RNA, 1740 nt
Organism: Aureobasidium vineae
Lineage: Eukaryota; Fungi; Ascomycota; Dothideomycetes; Dothideales; Saccotheciaceae
Source: the annotation of a GenBank genome assembly